CAUAGACCGCGGGCCGAGGUGCAUUUUCUUUUCAUCUCGUGCCUCAAAUUUGUAUCUAGCUGUAUUUUGGUCAACAUGUUUAAAAAUAUUUAUUACAGUCACAUCUGAAACUCGUCAGUAACAAAACUUGCACAUUUUCUGAAAAUAUCAAAAAACAAAAAACAAAUUUGAGACAAUUUUUCACUUUCUACGGUAAGAAUGACCAAUCACAAUACGUUGCUGAUAGCAUGAUGUGUGGAGUGACUGGCUUUUGGCCAAUCAUAUUCUUUGUUUUAUGCGCACGCCUAUGCGACUUUUACUGUGCACUGCGACUUUCACUGUGUACUAUGGCGACUUCUGAGUCGUUUGAUGCCAGUGAGACGGACAAUUCUGAGGCUGGUGAAUCCGCUUUCUGUUCCAUACAUGUCAUCGAUACUCAGAGCAAGAUUAUACCAUUUAGUGAUAAAAGCUAUCAAAAGUGUAAGGAGUGUGCAGCUAAGUGGGUAAUCGUGGAAGAGAGUUUAGAAAGUGAAGUUGCAGAGAAGUUGCAAGAACACGUACACGAAAGUGAAGGUGUGGGACAAGUCGGUCUUCAGUCAUCGACAACAAGCAGGGAGCACCAUACUCGGCUUCGAGGAUAUCAUGCUGAAUGUUACCGACACUUUUGCAACGUAACGACAAUCAGUAGAGCAUUGACAAGACUUCAGAAGAAGAGAGAUGCUGAGAAGACAUCUACAGAAGAUCCAGAGGAAGUGUCAGCAAGUGAGGAUGCCCCUGCACCCAAGAGACUGCUGCGGUCGAGAGUAUCCCAUGAAAAUCAACCCUCUACCAGCCAUGACUUUGAUAAGCCGCAUGUAUUGCCAGUCCAUUGCAUUAUCUGCAAAGGAGCUAAGUAUAUCCGCGAACAGUCUUCUGGUAAACGGAAGGUAGAAAAAUUAAUUCUUUGUGAAAGAAAAGAUGGGGGGCAUCUGUUAGAGGCCGCUUUAUUAAAGCAAGAUGAACAAUUGCUUUUACACAUACGUGGGAAAGAUCUUGUUGCAAUAGAAGUAAGGUACCAUAAAUCGUGCUAUUACAGGUAUACAAAAGUUGUGAAGAGAUGUAAUACUUAUAAACAGGAUACUCAGCAAACAGUAAUAUAUGAUAAGUCAUACUCUAGUUUCUGCAAAAAGGUAAUUGAGGAAAGGAUAAUGAAAAAUAAGGAGAUCCUUAGGCUGACUAAGCUAAGAAAUUCAAAUUUUCCUAUUGUCAGAAAUCUGUAGGUUUAUUAUUCCUGAUUUGCUAAUUUGAAGAAAACCUGUUGUCUCACUUCUCCAUUGCAGUAAAAUAUACAUGCACAUGUAUAUUGUGAUGACAAGAGUUUGUAGCAUUGUAACAUCAAUACGCCAAUACCUAUAUGAUAGUUAUCCUUCCAUGCAAAAACAGGGUAAAGAUAUGAAUAUACCAAUUUCUGUUCAAACACAGUUGUUUGGGACAACUAAGGUCACACUUGUAUGAUGUUGUAUUUUACUGUUCAUGUGAUUUAUAUGAAAACUUUAGAGAUUGAUGAGGCUUAAAAAUUUAUAACCACUUUGAAUAUAUAGUCAUUUACAGUAUUUGUGAGGUAAAUGUAUAUACUUCCAGCAAAAUGUUUUUGAUGCCCAAGUCUAGUAGUGGUUUAUUGACUGCACUGCACAUUCAAUUGUUUAUGGUACAUAGUCAUUUAGACAAACAUAACAUGAAUCCAUUGUUACCAUGUUUCACUCAGGUGUACAUGUACAUGUAAAUGGGUACCCAUCUAACCAGAGCAGUACAUAUUUUGUUGCUAGGUAUUACUACAUGCAGGUAAAGAGAAGUGUCAUAAAGCAUAACAAGUGCUCUAUAAACAGGAACCAAUAUUUUAUUUUGAAAAUUCCUGAUACAUGUUGAGUAAUGGUCAUUCCCUUUGUCAUUCUGGAAAGUAUUUGUUCUUCAUGUAUUUUUUUUUCAUCAUGACUUGACACUGAAAGUUGUUUCUCAAUAUGUUAAUGUAAGGGAAGAAAAUACUUGUAGAUGUCGGGAGAUAAAUGUGUUUUUUGCCUCUAUUCACUGCUAAAUAAAUACAUUGUACCAUUGUAGGUAUAGAUUUGAACUGGACAUGUAAGUAUUUUGUUCCAUUGUGAAAAAAUAUUCUAAUUGUGCACUAUCGGAGGAUUGAGAUUAAGUAGUUCACAAUUUUGUAAAUACCAUGAUUAGUAAUUGAAAUGUAUUCACGUUUAAGUUUAUGUUUUAUGCUGUACAAAUGUGGGUAUCUGGCAAUUCUUGUUUUUGUCAUCAACGUAAUGGAGGGAAAAUAUUGUUAAAAAUAUAAUUAAAUCAUCAAAUCAUCAAAGGCAAGUAGCAAGGAAGUUGAUUUAUGUCUGGUUUCCAUGCCUUGUAUGAAUCAAUGAUGGAUUUUCUCCCUCUAACAGUACACAAUGAUAUUGAACAUUUGAAAGUCAUUGUAUGAAUUAAUUCUCUGUAUUGCUAGUACAGUAGACUUAUACUUGUUCAAAAUCUGUUGGGGCAGUUUAAUAGAUUUGGUAUUAAGGAAUGAGUUUGAUCAUUGUUAUGAAAAAAACAAAAACAAAACUGCCUGGAAAUUUCCUUUAAGAGCCAGAAAAGUGUACCUCAUCAUGAAUACAAUUUAUUUUUCUUACAAUGAAUCUACUUCAUACUAUGCAUUACGUCUACUGCCCCCCCCCCACCCCAUUGUCAAAACUUCCUGUGAUUUUGCAAUGUAUUUGAGAUACAUGUAGUUAAAAGAUGAUUAAAAAUAUUGAUUGAAUAUGGAAA
Messenger RNA from Strongylocentrotus purpuratus (purple sea urchin), 2769 nucleotides. RefSeq lists its product as uncharacterized. The record is from RefSeq and is a predicted model, not a curated record. The coding region runs from base 228 to 1238 and encodes 336 amino acids. The transcript has 3 exons. NCBI's taxonomy places the organism in Eukaryota, Metazoa, Echinodermata, Echinoidea, Camarodonta, Strongylocentrotidae.